UAGCUAGCUUAUUCAACAUAUACUUACAAACCACCAUCUCCUUCAAUAAAAAAGAAAAAAAAAAAACCAUCAUGUUCAAAAAUUAUAGCAUUAAAAUGGUGGGUAGUAAUAGUACAAAGAAAAACCCUGAUAAUGAUCAAGAUAAUCUUGUUUAUGGACUAAGAUUAUCCUCAGUGGGAUCUGCCCUUGUAACAGGAAACUUAUGUUAUGAGCCUAAUUACAUAGAUUUAGCAAUGAAACUUCAUUAUUUAAGGGUAGUUUACUUUCUUGAUACCCAAGCAAUUAAGGGAAUAAACCCUAUUAAGUUAAAAGAGGGUAUAUUUAUAUGGCUUAAUUACUAUUAUGAAUCUUGUGGAAGGUUUAGGAGAUCAGAAGAUAAUGGUAAACCUUAUAUUAAGUGUAAUGAUUGUGGGGUAAGAUUUGUGGAGGCAGAAAGUUCUAGAACUUUAGAAGAAUGGCUUGAAUUGAUGGAAGAUAAUGCUUCUUCUCAAAGGCUUCUUGUUGCUGAUAGUGUUCUUGCUCCUGAACUCACUUUCUCUCCUCUUGUCUUUUUACAGAUUACCACUUUGAAGUGUGGAGGACUUGCUUUGGGCCUGAGUUGGGCCCAUGUACUUGGAGAUACGUUUUCAGCAUCAACCUAUUUGAAUACAUUGUCUGAAAUCUUAAAUGGCAAUAAACCAAUUCACCCACCAAACUAUAAUAAAUCACCUCCCAAGAAUAAUCCGAACCCCACAAAAUCCAUAUUCUCUGAGCCACUAUCACUAUGCAAGAUUGGCCCAGUUGGAGACCAUUGGAUCGUGCCCAUAUCCAUUGAAAUGGAUACAUUCUCUUUUCAUGUGAGGCCCAAACAAUUGGCCCAAUUACAAAUGAAAAUAUUUGAAAAUAAUUCCACACCAAGCCCAAUCCAACCUUUUGAGAUGAUUAGUUCAGUAAUUUGGUGGGCCAUAGCUAGAGUCAAAAAUGGGCCAGAAACCAAUAUUGUGACUAUAAUCAAGAAAGAUAGCAUAAGCCCAAAAGAGGAUGACAUGACACUAAGGAACAAUCAAAAAGUGGGUUCCAUCAAGGCAGGGUUUACAGUUGCAGAGGCUCGUCCAGAAAAGCUCGCAACUCUAAUGUGCAAUAAUUUUGAGGAUGAGAGAGCCCAAAUAGCAAAUGUGGUUGAGAAGGAUCCGGGUGGAUUCGAUUGUAUUGUAUACGGGUCGAAUUUGACAUUUGUGAAUUGGGAAGAAGUUGGGUUUUAUGGGUUUAAGUUAAAUGGAGUAGGCCCAAGAAUGGUGAAUUGUUUUGUUGAUGGUGUUGGAGAGAAAGGGGUAGUUUUGGUUCUUCCAAGCCCAAAAGAUGACACCAAUAGAGAUGGAAGAGUUGUGACUUUAAUAUUGCCCAAGAGUUGUAUGGUGGGGCUCAAGGAGGAGUUGAAGAAAUGUUAUCUUAUUGCUUGAAACAAAAAUAAUAUAUUAUUCUCUAUUUCUUUUUAAAUAGUUAUACUUUUUUAAAAAAGUAUAGCUAUUAAAAAAUAUAAAGAAUAAUAUUACACAUAACUUGUGUUUUGAAUCGUAAGCUUCAAGUAAAAUUAAUUUGUAAAUGAAAAUUAUGUUUUAUAUAUGAAAACAUAAAAUUAUAGUAGUAUUUAAAUAAUAAUCAAGUUGAGACUUGGAAAGUAGAAUUUUUAUCCUAUUUAAAAUGAAAGAAGGAACAUAUUUAUGUAUGU
Molecule: messenger RNA, 1708 nt
Organism: Amaranthus tricolor (Joseph's coat)
Lineage: Eukaryota; Viridiplantae; Streptophyta; Magnoliopsida; Caryophyllales; Amaranthaceae
Product: protein ECERIFERUM 26-like
Exons: 2
Coding region: 72-1439 (455 amino acids)
Molecular function (GO): acyltransferase activity, transferring groups other than amino-acyl groups
Source: RefSeq, a predicted model, not a curated record